AGGGGGCGGUGGUAAAAUUGUGAAACAGCGUUCCUGGAUAGAGUUACGUUGCUCAGCAUUUGGAAAGAGACCCUUAGACCGACAUUAACGCCGGGAAAAAUGUCGAACUGAAUUCCCUAAUAAUUCCUCUUGAAAGCCUCUAUAAACAGCGCGAGACUUCAACAAUAAAGACUAGAAUGCCUCAACUUCGAAGCCUGUUCACCCAGUUUCAUCUCAGCUCCAAAGCUUCAGAAAGUGCUCGAGGCCAGAAGCUACAUCAGACACCAACACUACCUGAUUUUUUACAACAUGUCAGGAGACUCACCGGCCUGAGAAAGGAGGAUGUUUACUGCAAUCUGCGUAUCCCCGACCAGUUUCAGAACACCAAAGAGGAUAUCAACAUUGUUAUCCUUGCAAGCCAGGGGAUCUUCUGCAUAGAUGUAAAACCCUGGAGAGGCAUAGUGUCCGCUCACCACCAAAACUGGCAAGUGCAAGUGAAAGAAGAGGACCAAAAUUUUACCAAUACCUGCAUUGAGCAGACUGAAGAUCCCCUCAGAGCUAUCAUGACCAAGACUGCUAACUUGUGUGGCCAUUUGAAGAGGAGUGGAGUGUCUGUGCGCCAAAGCCUCUUCUUCCCCAGGGUUGUUUUCCUCUCUCCAGACUGCGAGCUGGAUGAGGAGCUGAGGAAGAGGAGGGAGCUUGUCCCCCACAGCCAGAUAGACGACUUCCUCAUAUCUUUCAGGGAGGGCUACAUGGCCUGGAUAUCAGAUGCGCUGACUCCCUCCUGGCUCUCUGGUCAUCUGUCGUACAGGCAGAUGGAGUCAGUGCGGGAGGUCCUGAGGAGGGUGGGAACGUGGGAUCUGGUGCGGCUGCACUGUGGCGAGCAACUGAAAGGAGAUUACCAAGGCUGCCAGUACAUCGCUCUCAACCGGCAGGAGACAGACAUGCUCGAGUUUUCCCGAGUCAAGACCCUGUCAGCUGAUUCGCUGUGGGCCCUCCUAGGACACGUUCCUCAGGUAACAGUUAAAAUGUACAAGCGUGGAUCUCAGGGCUGGCUGGGUAAAUCCCUGAACGCCACCACCACCAUCCCCUCCAACACCUUUGUUAUCUUCAGGAUCAGUGGGGAGGAAGCAGAUGCCAAAAUUCCAGCAAAUGCCAUUCAUAGCAUCACACUGAGCAUGUGACUGUAUCAGUCAAUAAAGAGGAUAGCCAUCACAAGUAUGCAAAAAAAAAGAUUGAUUUAGCUCAAUCCUAAUCACAUUGUUACUUACUAUGCUACUUUAAAUGAGCAUUUAGAAAAAAAAUUUAAAAAGAAAGAACAGAAACCGCCCCAGUUGCCAAUUUCCUUCCUCAGUGGCAAUAUUAUGUUAAUGAAGACUGUUUCAGACAAUUAGCCUGAUUAACUUUCUCUUGUUUUGAAUUUCUAGGGCUGGCCCACACUUUACACUAGUCAUUAAUUAAUCAUUAUGUUAGCUGAUUCUGUCACAUCAGUAUUGAAGUGUUUAAUGUGUUAAUUGUAGCGGUUAAAAACUGCUGGCCUCUAGUAUGCAAGGGCCAAGCAUGUUACUGCCUCUACGGGUUUAAUGGGUAGUGAUUUACGGUCUGUUUAGACGGUGUAACUGUAAGGUGCUUUAUUAAUAUGCUCCACCGCACAGAGGAGAUGAUAACAUAUUCAAGAGUGCACAGGCGCAGCCGCCAGCCCCAUUCAUAACUGCGUCUGAGUCACUUUCCAUCAGUUACCAGGCUUACUCAGCUGCGCUAACAGCUAGCAAUUUUAUUUACUGUGCCUGGUAGUGGCCAAAAUGAAGUUAUUUCCAUCAAGAUAUCAGUGCCUUUAGCUAAUGCAAUAGAAGGAGCUCUCUGUGUUGAUAGUAUCUCAUAGCAUGGCAUCUAUCUACCUGAAACAUCAUUACACUAUACUCAAGCUCCUCACUUUUUUCAAAGAUCAUUGGUAGAUCUACAAACAGCACUGUGUUGUUUGCAUUUUUUAGACUCUGCUUGUUUUCAUUUCUUGGUCAACAUUGCUUGAAUGUGUUUUUAUGAAUUUAUUGUCUUUGCAUAUUUAAACUUAAGUACUAAAGAGUGUCCUCAGGAUUUGUUUUCUCUACAACACUUGACAAACAGUAUUGACAAUAUCAGAUGAGAUGGAUGAGAUGGACUUCUGGUACAAGUUUUACUGUAGUUUAAUUAUACCCAAAUAUGUAUGUUUUCUUAAUAAAAAAAAAAAUGCAAGCACUUUCAGCAUCAAGCCAACUUGAGAAUAAUGGUUGUUAACCAUACUCUUCAGUUGAUUGAUUUAAGCAUGGUUGUUUUAUUGAUUGGUGUGUGUUUUCUAGUCAUGGUAUCAUUAAGUGUUUUUAUGUUUACAUGUAUUUGUACUGUCUGAUCUCAUAAUAAAAAGAUUUGAUGAUUGAA
Molecule: messenger RNA, 2394 nt
Organism: Micropterus salmoides (largemouth bass)
Lineage: Eukaryota; Metazoa; Chordata; Actinopteri; Centrarchiformes; Centrarchidae
Exons: 7
Coding region: 177-1163 (328 amino acids)
Source: RefSeq, a predicted model, not a curated record